Melospiza melodia melodia is the source of this 1554-nucleotide messenger RNA. RefSeq lists its product as uncharacterized. The transcript has 13 exons. Bases 507 to 1358 code for a protein of 283 amino acids. The record is from RefSeq and is a predicted model, not a curated record. Gene Ontology annotation, biological process: monoatomic ion transport; regulation of sodium ion transmembrane transporter activity. Gene Ontology annotation, molecular function: sodium channel regulator activity. Lineage: Eukaryota; Metazoa; Chordata; Aves; Passeriformes; Passerellidae. Gene Ontology annotation, cellular component: membrane.
CUUCUCAGGAGGAGAACUCCUAAGGAAAGGAUUUUCCAUAAAAGAUGCCUGUGACACCCCAGCCCACUCCCAUCCACAUCCUCCCAGAGAACAGCAAACUCUGUGUACUUCCUCGCUCUGUGCAGCUGCUUCCUGCCCCCUGAGCCUCUCACAAAUUCCUGCUGCCUCCUCCUGCCACUGGCUUUUCUAUGGGGGUAGGGAUGGUGAGAACAUAUCUGGUGUCCCCCAAAAAGCAGCAGGCUGAGCUGGGAUGAGAGGGAAAGUUGAGUUCUGGGCACUGCUGCUCGGCUCUGGUGCUGCUCCGCCUCUCUCCAUUUUUUACCGGAUCUCGCAGUUUUAACAGGAAACCCCCUUGUUUUGGCUGAGUCACAGGCAUUGCCACUGCCCGUGCUGACUGCAAACUUUGUGUCACCAGUGGGGAGCAAACAAGGAAAGAUCUGGGCUGUGGGACGUGGCAGCUGCCGUUUUCCUCUCCGUUCCUGUGCCAAGGCACAGCUGGAGCCACCAUGAGGCAAGCAGAGUGGCAAACCCUCGGCAGCGCUCGCUCUUCUCGCUUUAUUUCAGCUUCAGGAAGAGCAGCCAUGGAGGCCGCGCUCAUCUUCCUGUGCUCCCUGCUGGUGCCCGCAGCCCUGGCAGACGUGGCCACCCAGGAGAAGGAGGAGGAGGAGGAUCCCUUUAACUAUGAUUACCAGAGCCUGAGGAUCGGGGGGCUGGUGUUCGCCGUGGUCCUGUUCACCGUGGGCAUUCUCCUCAUCCUCAGCAGGAGGUGCAGGUGCAGUUUCAAGCAGAAGCCCAGGGCUCCGGGGGACGAGGAGGCUCAGGCAGAGACCCUGAUCACCUCGAAUGAGCGAGGCGCCCGCCGGAGCAACGACACGCCGAGGCCAUGGGUGACGGUAAGGACAGUAAGGGACAUCUCCCUGCAGCAGCAGCGCCCGUCCCUACCACCGCGGGGGAAGCUCUCGCUGCACCUGGAGCUCCUGAGCAUCCUGCAAGUGCAGCCUGCAGUGCAUGCCGUGAAUUUGCCCAGAAUCCUGCAAUUUGUCCACUCCCGGGGUGAGACCCAGGAGUUUCCUGGCUCAGCUGCGUGCCAAGGAGGUCACAGCGCUGUCGCUUGCUGGUCCUGGUCUCUCCCACUCCACACUGUGAGGACGUGGCUCUCACUGGAGUUUCUCCUCUUUUCAGAGCAAGUGCCCGAGCAGGGCCAGGACAGGUUCAGCUACGACUAUGACACCAUCCGCAACGGGGGGCUCAUCUUCGCCGUCGUGGCUUUUGUCAUCGGGCUCCUCAUCAUCCUCAGCCAGCGGUUCCACUGCGGAGGGAGGAAGAAGAGGAGACAAGGGAACGAGGACGAGCUGUAGGUGCAGAGCUGCGGUGCCCCCAUGGAAGCAGAGCUGCAGCCCAAGCCCAGCACUCCUGGCCAGCGGCCACCCCUGACCCCGCUCCAGUGGAUCCAUUACCCCGCAGGCCCAGAAGGCGAAUUACCCUCGUGCUUCCCCCUCUCUUGGACCCAGCGAGAGUUCCUUGGCUAAUAAAGUUCAGCUCUGAGAGGUUAAA